This is a messenger RNA of Culicoides brevitarsis, 1757 nucleotides long. RefSeq lists its product as uncharacterized. Bases 102 to 1379 code for a protein of 425 amino acids. The record is from RefSeq and is a predicted model, not a curated record. The transcript has 2 exons. NCBI's taxonomy places the organism in Eukaryota, Metazoa, Arthropoda, Insecta, Diptera, Ceratopogonidae.
UGCGUUUAGUCAAUAUCAGUCAAGCAUUCGGUCUGAAGCAUCGGAAAUCCACAAAUUAAGUUUAAAGGACAAAAGAAGAUUAAAGUCAUCGCCGCUUUAAAAUGAAUAUCCGAAAGUUCUACCUUCUGCUCUUGACAUUGACUUUAUUUGAAGGUUAUUCAUUUUUUGUCUACGAUGCAGUUUCAUUGGCUCUCAGCAUUGGAGGAUUGGGAAUUGGAAUAGUUGGAACAAUUCUCGGCAUUGAUGGAGGCAAAGGUACAGAUAUACAACUUGACAACAUUAAGACCAAACUAAAUGGAUUAUCCGGGAAAAUGGAUUUUCUCGUAUCAAACAAUGGAUUGUUCAGCAAUUGGUUAACCGUAAGAUCUACAUUCCGUUCACGAAUGUCUUCAAUCUAUCGAGAUAUAAAUCGAGAGUUAACAGAUGUUGAAUGUGCUGCGAUCGCCAAUAGUGUCAUCGGAGAUGAUUCAGAUUCCAUCCAUCAGUUGAUUCAGAGAUUGCAUGAUAUGUUGUUUGAUUCGUCAUUAAGUCAUGGAUCCGUGUUCGAUAUUUUGACGGAAAAUAUUGAAACAAUAGCUAAUCGUAAGAACAUUUCUACAGAAACUCUCAUAUUUGAGUUUUACUUGGGCAUCAUGACUCUUGAAACAGAAGCUGCUAUCGCCUUGGAGUUUCAAUUUGACGUCUUUAAACAUGUGAAUCCGAACCAUAAUGAGAAUCGACGAAAUAUUGAAAGGAAUAAUUCAAUUCAGAGAAUCAAAACUACAAAAUCAAAGUUUAAGGAAUACAUGCAAAACGCAAAAUUACACAUAAAGAAGACAACUCUUGACGAGGAUGGAUUGCUUUGUUUGGGUAACCUUCAUGCAGAACCUGAAUAUGUAGUUUCAGACUUCAAGUUGGAAAAGAUUGUGCGUCAUUUUAACAGUACUCAACUAUGUACACAAUAUGCAUGUGUUCCUACUUACAAAGCUGUUACAUAUUACCAUCCCAAAAUCCAACAAAGUAAAUUAGGUCCGUUUGGUUUGACUGAUCCAACGACAUCUUCAUGGCAUAAAAUUGAACAGUACAACAAUGUUAAAGCCCUAAAAGAUUCAACGUUCGAUAACAAAGCAGCAAUGUUAGGAAAUGCAUCGCAUCAUUACGCCUUGGGCGAUAUUUCUAUAACUGAAUCGGAAAGUACUGUAAACAUUGAAAAAGCUUUUGGAAGAUUUGCUUUUGAAUCAGGCGCAUUGUGGGAAAAAGAUGAAGCUCCGACACAAGCUAAGCUAAUUUAUAAUGAAAUUAAAACUACUGAACCAUUUUCAAACACUCCAGUUGCUGACAUCCGUAUAUCUUAUCCUGAAAUAGAAGUGCAUAAGUUUGAUUAUAGUGUUUUUAUUUAAAAUUAUGAGAUUUAAUGAACAAAAAUUUGCAUAAAAUGCGCAAAUUGAAUAUACCCAAAUAUAAACUGUCAUUAAGUAAAAAUUUUAAUUUGUGAAUAGGGAUAAGAAAUAUUUUGCACAAAAAAUUAGAAAGUGAAACUUUAAAUUAACAUUUGCAUAUAAUUGAGUUGAUAGAUUUAAAAAUUUUACUUAAUAAGAACUUCAGUUUGAAUUAUUAUGUGAGAAAAUAAUAAAAAUAAAAUAUUUUUGUUCAUACAUUAAUUAAAGUUUGAAUAACAUCUUAUAUUUAUAGAUUGACCUUGCUUGUUAUCAACCCGCAGAACAAAACAAAACGAGACACAAGUUUGAAUAAAAUGAAUUUGCACAAAACUCUAAUUA